This is a messenger RNA of Cricetulus griseus (Chinese hamster), 443 nucleotides long. NCBI's taxonomy places the organism in Eukaryota, Metazoa, Chordata, Mammalia, Rodentia, Cricetidae. The record is from RefSeq and is a predicted model, not a curated record.
AUGCUCAUAAAUACAGCCCUGGGUUGGCUGCUAGUCAUGUGUCAAGCACCGUGCUGGCAGUCCGCAACAUGCAACAUAGCCUCCAUCUCUGAGCUCGCCUGCAUCUACUCCGCCCUCAUCCUUCAUGACGACGAGGUGACGGUCACGGAGGAUAAGAUCAAUGCCCUCAUUAAAGCAGCUGGUGUCAAUGUUGAACCUUUCUGGCCUGGCCUGUUUGCAAAGGCCUUGGCCAAUGUCAACAUUGGGAGCCUCAUCUGCAAUGUAGGGGCUGGUGGACCUGCUCCAGCAGCUGGAGCUGCACCAGCAGGUGGUCCUGCCCCCUCUACCUCUGCUGCCCCAGCUGAGGAGAAGAAAGUAGAAGCGUCUGAUGAUGACAUGGGCUUUGGGAUUUUUGAGUAAGCCUCUUUCUUGUUAACAUGUCCAAUAAAAAGAAACUUUAGUUG